Molecule: messenger RNA, 993 nt
Organism: Ilex paraguariensis (yerba mate)
Lineage: Eukaryota; Viridiplantae; Streptophyta; Magnoliopsida; Aquifoliales; Aquifoliaceae
Source: the annotation of a GenBank genome assembly
AUGUUGGUGCUAGUGUUGUUAGGCAAUGUUGUGCUAGUGUUGUUGGGCAAUGUUGUGUUAGUGUUGUCAGCCAUUGUUGUUCUUGUGGGAGGUGGUGGUGGGUGUUGUGUUGUGUUGGUAGUGUUGACACUGAGCCAGUUGCUUUCUUUAUCUCACUUGUCGUUACUCCGUCUAGCUUCUUUCAGUUGGGAGGUUUCUGGAGAUCAAAUUUUAAAACACCGGUCCUGUUGGCGACACGUUGCAGCAUCUGUGUGUGCUAACAAAGAGAACUUGACUCAACAUGACGCUGAAGAGAUGAUAACAGUUGAGAGAACUUCUCCAUGUUUUUUGGGUACCUUCCCCUGUCGUAAACGAUCCAGGAGGGCAAGGAAAUGCCAGAAUAAGGUCUCAAAUCCAAAAAAGAAGCUGAACAGUGAAACAUUUGAACAUUACUUAGAAAAUAUAUGGAGGACCUUCUCAGAAGAUAGGAUGGCUUCCUUUACGCGCUUUGACUCUUUAUGGUUUUCCUUAUACUUGAAAGCUUCUAGUAGAGAAAAGGUGUUGACAUGGAUGAGGAGACAGGACAUUUUUUCAAAGAAAUAUGUUUUGGUUCCUAUAGUUUGUUGGCUUGUUUUGGACAUCUACAAAGCUGAGGGAAGGUCAGAGAAUAAAAAGCUGAUCUCUCGAAUUCCUCUCUUGGUGCCCAAGGUGCCACAACAGAAAAAUGGGGAUGAAUGUGGCUACUUUGUUCUUUACUUCAUAAACUUAUUUGUGGGUGGUGCUCCAGAGAGUUUUAGCAUUAAGGAGGGCUACCCUUACUUUAUGAAACAAAACUGGUUUGGUUAUGAAGGCUUGGAAGAUUUCUGCAAGCAAUUUUAUUCAGAGAGAAUUCCAUAAAUUCUGUAUAGAAUGUAUUUUUCGUUUUUCAGUAGGCAUUUAUGAUUAACAAUGGAUCUUAAUCCACAAGCAUUUUAUAUUUUAUGAAUGAUUAUUCUAGGCAAAUUUAUAGAUUAC